GGCCACGGGAGAAGUAGGUAGGGACCGCCGCGCGGAGCCAUUGAGACUUCCUCCCUCCUGUGCCCGAGAACCGCAGCCCCCCGCGCGUGUGGCAGACCCUGGGGACGCCAGGUCACCGUGCGGCCCCGGCCCUCCCGCCGCGCUUCAGGCAUAAUGGUUAUGAAAGCUUCUGUAGAAGAUGAUGAUUCAGGAUGGGAGCUCAGUGUACCAGAAAAGAUGGAAAAAAGCAAUACAAACUGGGUGGACAUAACCCAGGAUUUUGAAGAAGCUUGUCGAGAAUUAAAGUUGGGAGAACUGCUUCAUGAUAAGCUGUUUGGUCUUUUUGAAGCUAUGUCUGCCAUUGAAAUGAUGGAUCCCAAGAUGGAUGCGGGCAUGAUUGGAAACCAAGUUAAUCGAAAAGUUCUCAAUUUUGAACAAGCUAUCAAGGAUGGCACCAUUAAAAUUAAAGACCUCACCUUGCCUGAAUUGAUAGGGGUAAUGGAUACAUGUUUUUGCUGUUUGAUAACAUGGUUAGAAGGCCAUUCCUUGGCACAGACAGUAUUUACGUGCCUUUACAUUCAUAAUCCAGACUUUAUAGAAGAUCCUGCCAUGAAAGCUUUUGCUCUGGGUAUCUUGAAAAUCUGUGACAUUGCAAGGGAAAAAGUAAAUAAAGCUGCUGUUUUUGAAGAGAAAGAUUUUCAGUCAAUGACUUAUGGAUUUAAAAUGGCUAACAGUGUGACAGAUCUUCGAGUUACAGGCAUGCUAAAAGAUGUGGAGGAAGACAUGCAAAGAAGAGUAAAGAGUACUCGAAGUCGACAAGGAGAAGAAAGAGAUCCAGAAGUUGAACUAGAACACCAACAGUGUUUAGCAGUAUUCAGCAGGGUGAAAUUUACUCGAGUGUUACUGACAGUGCUUAUAGCCUUUACUAAGAAAGAGACCAGUGCUGUUGCAGAAGCUCAAAAAUUGAUGGUUCAAGCAGCAGAUCUUCUUUCUGCCAUUCAUAAUUCAUUGCAUCAUGGCAUCCAGGCCCAGAAUGAUACUACAAAAGGGGAUUUUUUCUGUGAAUUUAGUGAACAAUCACCUUGUGUUCUUUCAAGAUCUCUAUUACAAACCACUUUCCUGGUGGAUAACAAAAAGGUCUUUGGAACCCAUCUCAUGCAAGACAUGGUGAAAGAUGCACUUCGGUCUUUUGUCAGUCCUCCGGUGCUCUCCCCAAAGUGCUGCCUAUAUAAUAAUCACCAGGCUAAGGACUGUAUUGAUUCCUUUGUUACUCACUGUGUUCGGCCAUUCUGUAGUCUCAUUCAGAUCCAUGGACAUAACAGGGCUCGACAGAGAGAUAAACUCGGUCAUAUUCUUGAGGAAUUUGUUACCUUGCAGGAUGAGGCAGAGAAGGUUGAUGCAGCCCUUCACACUAUGCUGUUGAAACAAGAGCCCCAAAGGCAACAUUUGGCCUGUUUAGGUACCUGGGUACUUUACCAUAACCUUCGAAUUAUGAUACAGUAUCUUCUAAGUGGUUUUGAAUUGGAACUCUACAGCAUGCACGAGUACUAUUACAUAUAUUGGUAUCUCUCUGAAUUCCUUUAUGCGUGGUUGAUGUCGACAUUAAGUCGUGCCGAUGGCUCUCAGAUGGCAGAGGAAAGGAUAAUGGAAGAGCAGCAGAAAGGCCGUAGUAGUAAAAAAACAAAAAAAAAGAAGAAGAAAGUUCGCCCAUUGAGCCGAGAAAUCACAAUGAGCCAGGCAUAUCAGAACAUGUGCGCUGGAAUGUUUAAAACCAUGGUAGCAUUUGACAUGGAUGGCAAGGUACAAAAACCCAAGUUUGAGCUUGAUAGUGAACAAGUUGGAUAUGAACACAGAUUUGCUCCGUUCAACAGUGUCAUGACGCCACCACCAGUGCACUAUCUGCAGUUCAAGGAAAUGUCUGACCUCAAUAAAUAUAGCCCUCCUCCUCAGUCUCCAAAACUGUAUGUGGCAGCUAGUAAGCACUUUCAGCAGGCAAAAAUGAUAUUGGAAAAUAUCCCAAACCCAGACCAUGAGGUCAAUAGAAUUUUAAAGGUUGCCAAACCCAACUUUGUGGUUAUGAAGUUAUUGGCAGGAGGACACAAAAAGGACUCUAAGUUUCCGCCUGAAUUUGAUUUCUCUGCUCACAAAUAUUUUCCUGUUGUGAAACUUGUUUGAGAGAGAGACUGAAAAGGUGACCAAAGGGGUGGCGUCUGCUUUCAGAUUCUACUCUUAGAGGAUCUAUCCAUCAGUCUUACCACAUAACGUGAAGUGAAAUGGAUUUCUUGGGUAACAACCCAUUAUAAGGAAUACUUUUAAUUUGACAGCCUUAUAUGACGUGAAUGAAAACUGCUGUUUUAAAGUGGUUUAUUAUGUUCUAUGGAUGAAACUGGUCAUAUUGAAUGCAUUG
Molecule: messenger RNA, 2386 nt
Organism: Hippopotamus amphibius kiboko
Lineage: Eukaryota; Metazoa; Chordata; Mammalia; Artiodactyla; Hippopotamidae
Product: N-alpha-acetyltransferase 35, NatC auxiliary subunit-like
Biological process (GO): N-terminal peptidyl-methionine acetylation
Cellular component (GO): NatC complex
Source: RefSeq, a predicted model, not a curated record